Messenger RNA from Rubroshorea leprosula, 1537 nucleotides. Lineage: Eukaryota; Viridiplantae; Streptophyta; Magnoliopsida; Malvales; Dipterocarpaceae. The record is from the annotation of a GenBank genome assembly.
ACAACAAACAUAAAAGGUGAGGGACAAAGCCCAUUUUUGUUGAACCCUUGAAAGAACCCCCAAUCUUUCCUCUUGAUUUUUCCUGAAACCCUAGACACUUACCUUUGUUUCUCUGCAACUGUUUAGCAAUGGCUUGCGCUUCUAUCCUCCGCAAAUCGGCCGCCUCUUUGAUCCCACUCGCUGGUCGAGUCGCCCGAGUCCGGAGCAACUUCCAUGCUCCUCUUUCAGCUGCCCUUAAUCAUGCAUUCGCCUCUCAGAAUCCUUCUCAGAGCUCGUUUCUCCGUUCCCUCGAUUUCUCUACUGCUGCUAAUAUGAAGAAGCCGAGUUCUGAUGACUUCCUUCUCCCCGUCAUUGAAUCCGAGAUCCAGUGCGCCGAGGAGAGUGGGGAUUAUGCUCCUAUUGCAGAUGCUCCAAGUGGGUUUCCUUUCAAAAUUGAAGACCUUCCUGGACUUCAAAUUAUAACAUUGCGGAGAGAGUAUGAUGGUGAAACUAUUAAAGUUGAUGUUCACAUGAGUAAUCUUGUUACUGGUGAAGAAAAUGAUGAUGAUGAUGAUGAUAAUGACAAUAGAAAGGCAAAUCAAUCUUGCCUCCCUUUGGUUGUUACCGUCUCCAAGAAAAGUGGACUGAAUCUGGAAUUUCACUGUGUUGCUUUGCCUGAUGAGAUUUCCAUUGACAACUUGGCUGUUAGAAAUUCGGAGAUUGAGUAUCAACUGAGCUAUGAGGGGCCUGACUUCCAUGAUUUGGAUGAGAACUUGCAGAAGGUAUUCCACAAAUACUUGGAGAUUAGAGGAGUAAAGCCCAGCAACACCAAUUUCUUGCAUGAGUACAUGAUUGAGAAAGAUAGACGCGAGUAUCUAAUUUGGUUGAAGAACCUGAAGAAAUUUGUUGAAGCAUGAAUUUAGCUUUCCAGAACAAUUUUGGAAGAAGAGAUACCUUUAAUAUUUUGUCUGUAUUCUUGUCUCUUUUCAUAGGGAUCUAGAUUAUCAUGUAGUUAUGUUUACAGUUUGUACGUUGAAAUACUCAGUUUUAAUUUCAGAAUUUGAAUUUUGAGGAUCCAUUUUCAUACUUCUUCCCUAUAAUCUUCCGGUCAAUUUUCCUACUGUUGAAGCCUUGAAGGUGCCGUAGCUGAAUGUGACCACUUCUCGUAGUUGGAAUCGGCUCUACUUCAAGUGAUCCAUAACCCGCUGAUAAUGUCAUCAAACUUAACACUGAUGGCUUGGCCUUAAGGAAUCCUGAUUUUGCAGUUGCUGGUGGAGUUCUUCAGGACUACCCUGGUAACUGGAUUGUCGGAUUUGCUUGAAAAAUUGGAUUCUCAAUUAGCAUUGCACUAGAAUUAUGGGCAUUAAGGGAUGGUCUCAACCUUGCUGUGUGUCUGAAGGGUUUUCUAAUCUUAUUGAUGAGACAGAUUCUUUGGUUACUAAUAAUUUGUUAUCUAAGCAGGUCCCUUCCUUUCAUCAUAUCAUUGCUCUUGUUCUUGAUUGUAGGACCUCAUUCAUCAACUCCGGCAAGUUCAAGCGGUCGGUCCACAUCAUGAGGG